Molecule: messenger RNA, 6667 nt
Organism: Apodemus sylvaticus (European woodmouse)
Lineage: Eukaryota; Metazoa; Chordata; Mammalia; Rodentia; Muridae
Gene: Scube3
Product: signal peptide, CUB domain and EGF like domain containing 3
Exons: 23
Coding region: 324-3371 (1015 amino acids)
Biological process (GO): signal transduction
Cellular component (GO): cell surface
Molecular function (GO): calcium ion binding
Source: RefSeq, a predicted model, not a curated record
GACGAGAAGGCUAGGGAGGAAGAAAGAGGCAGAAAGGGCGUGUUUAGGCGCUACGUCUCCCCUCCCCUUUCUCAGGUCCCAGCUCGGGCUCUGCGCGCUCGCUCUCGGGCUACAGCUCCCCGCGGGCGAAGCAGGGCGUCGGGUGCGAUAGCCCGGGCUGCCCCUCGGGCCGCCGCCCCGCGCCUGCCCGCGCUCCCCGCCGCGGGCUCCCCACGCCCAGCCCAGAGCCUCCGCGGGGCGCCCUCCUGUCCCCUCCCCCUCCGCCUCGCGCCCACCCCGGGGCUGCGACACCCCCGCGGCUCCGCCGCGCGGAGCUCCAGGCCAUGGGCUCGGGGCGCGUCCCCGGGCUCUGCCUGCUCGUCCUGCUGGUCCACGCGCGCGCCGCCCAGCAUGGCAAAGCUGCGCAAGAUGUAGAUGAGUGUGUGGAAGGCACAGACCAUUGCCACAUCGAUGCCAUCUGCCAGAACACCCCGCGCUCCUACAAGUGCAUCUGCAAGUCCGGCUACACGGGGGACGGCAAGCACUGCAAAGACGUGGACGAGUGUGAACGGGAGGACAACGCGGGCUGUGUGCACGACUGUGUCAACAUCCCUGGUAAUUACCGGUGUACCUGCUACGACGGAUUCCACCUGGCGCACGACGGACACAACUGCCUGGACGUAGAUGAGUGUGCGGAGGGCAACGGUGGCUGUCAGCAGAGCUGUGUCAACAUGAUGGGCAGCUACGAGUGCCACUGCCGCGAUGGCUUCUUCCUCAGUGACAACCAGCACACCUGUAUCCAGCGGCCGGAAGAAGGAAUGAACUGCAUGAACAAGAACCACGGCUGUGCCCACAUCUGCCGGGAGACUCCCAAGGGGGGCAUUGCCUGCGAGUGCCGCCCUGGCUUCGAGCUCACCAAGAACCAGCGGGACUGUAAAUUGACCUGCAACUAUGGUAACGGCGGCUGCCAGCACACGUGCGACGACACGGAGCAGGGUCCUCGGUGCGGCUGCCACGUCAAGUUUGUGCUCCACACCGACGGGAAGACGUGCAUUGGGGAGAGGCGGCCAGAGCAGCUCGGGCCCACUCAGGCCGUUUCUAAUGAGACCUGUGCUGUCAACAACGGAGGCUGCGACAGUAAGUGCCACGACGCGCCAACCGGUGUCCACUGCAGCUGCCCAGUGGGUUUCAUGCUGCAGCCAGACAGGAAGACUUGCAAAGACAUAGACGAGUGUCGCUUAAACAACGGGGGCUGUGACCACAUCUGCCGCAACACAGUGGGCAGCUUCGAGUGCAGCUGCAAGAAGGGCUACAAGCUUCUCAUCAACGAAAGGAGCUGCCAGGAUAUAGAUGAGUGCUCCUUCGACCGAACCUGUGACCACAUGUGUGUCAACACCCCGGGGAGCUUCCAGUGUCUCUGUCAUCGGGGCUACCUUCUGUAUGGUGUCACUCACUGUGGGGAUGUGGACGAAUGCAGCGUCAAUAAGGGAGGCUGCCGCUUUGGCUGCAUCAACACCCCGGGCAGCUAUCAGUGUACCUGCCCGGCAGGCCAGGGCCGCCUUCACUGGAAUGGAAAGGAUUGCACAGAGCCAGUGAAGUGUCAGAGCAGUCCUGGAGCCUCAAAAGCCAUGCUGAGCUGCAAUCGCUCGGGCAAGAAGGACACUUGUGCCCUGACCUGUCCCUCUCGGGCCCGGUUCUUGCCAGAGUCGGAGAAUGGUUUCACGGUGAGCUGUGGUACCCCGAACCCUAAAGCUGCUCCAGUCCGAGCCAUCCACCCUGGGAACAGCACCAGCUCCAGCUCCAGCUCCAGCUCCAGCUCCUGCCACGAGGCCUCAGUGCUGCCAGUCAAGCAGAGGGCCUCCUUCAAGGUCAAGGAUGCCAAAUGUCGCCUGCAUCUGCGAAACAAAGGCAAAGCAGAAGACGCCAGCAGAAUACCCGGGCCAGGCGGUGCCUCCUGCUCUGACUGCCAGAUCACCUUCAUCCACCUUAAGUGUGAUUCUUCUCGGAAGGGCAAGGGCAGGCGGGCCCGGACCCCUCCAGGCAAGGAGGUUACCCGGCUCACCCUGGAAUUAGAAGCUGAGGUCAGAGCAGAAGAAACGACAGCUGGCUGUGGGCUCACUUGCCUCCGACAGCGGAUGGAACGAAGGCUGAAAGGGUCCCUGAAGAUGCUCAGAAAGUCCGUCAACCAGGGCCGGUUCCUGCUGCGCCUGGCCGGCCUUGACUAUGAGCUAGCCCACAAGCCAGGCCCGGUAGCUGCGGACCGAGCAGAGCCGGUGGAGGUCUGCCGACCGGGGCAGCACCGAGCAGGCACCAAGUGUGUCAGCUGCCCGCAGGGAACGUAUUACCACGGCCAGACGGAGCAGUGUGUGCCAUGCCCAGCGGGCACCUUCCAGGAGAGGGAAGGGCAGCUCUCCUGCGACCUUUGCCCUGGGAGUGAUGCCCACGGGCCUCUUGGAGCCACCAACGUCACCACGUGUGCAGGUCAGUGCCCACCCGGCCAGCACUCAGGAGAUGGGUUCAAACCCUGCCAGCCAUGCCCACGCGGCACCUAUCAACCUGAAGCAGGCCGGACCCUGUGCUUCCCCUGUGGCGGGGGCCUCACCACCAAGCACGAGGGGGCAGUCUCCUUCCAGGACUGUGACGCCAAGGUCCAGUGCUCCCCAGGCCACUACUACAACACCAGCAUCCACCGCUGUAUCCGCUGUGCCGUGGGCUCCUACCAGCCCGACUUCCGUCAGAACUUCUGCACUCGCUGCCCAGGAAAUACAAGCACUGACUUUGAUGGCUCUACCAGUGUGGCCCAGUGCAAGAAUCGGCAGUGUGGCGGGGAGCUGGGCGAGUUCACUGGCUACAUCGAGUCUCCCAACUACCCGGGCAACUACCCAGCCGGUGUGGAGUGCGUCUGGAACAUCAACCCCCCACCCAAGCGCAAGAUCCUCAUUGUGGUCCCCGAGAUCUUCCUGCCAUCUGAGGACGAAUGUGGGGACGUCCUGGUCAUGAGAAAGAACUCCUCCCCAUCCUCCAUCACCACUUACGAGACCUGCCAGACCUAUGAACGUCCCAUUGCCUUCACCGCCCGUUCCAGGAAACUCUGGAUCAACUUCAAGACCAGUGAGGCCAACAGCGCCCGAGGCUUCCAGAUUCCCUAUGUGACCUACGAUGAGGACUAUGAGCAGCUGGUGGAAGACAUCGUGCGGGACGGCCGGCUGUAUGCGUCAGAAAACCACCAGGAGAUCCUAAAGGACAAGAAGCUUAUCAAGGCCUUCUUUGAGGUCCUGGCCCACCCUCAAAACUACUUCAAGUACACAGAGAAACACAAGGAGAUGCUGCCAAAAUCCUUCAUCAAGCUACUGCGCUCCAAAGUCUCCAGCUUCCUGAGGCCUUACAAAUAGUGCCUGUGGGCCCUGAGACCCAGGUUUCAGAGCUCCUGCCUCCCUGGCCCUCAGAGCUGGCACCCCAACCUCAGACAAGAUACUGUCCUCUCCUCUUGGAGGAGAAAUAUCACUACACCAGGCACUCCCCUUCUGCCUUUCUAGUUACCUUGUCUUCUUUCUGUCUUUCUCCUGGAAACGUCAUCCAGUGCUGUCUCCGUUCCCCACACAGGUGAAGGACUAGACACCCUCUAUUCCUCUACCAUCAUAGCAUGGUGCCUUGCCAGCCAGGAGCCAAAACACCCCUCCAUGGCCCCAUGCUACCCAGAGUGACUCUUCACUGCUCAGAGUCCUGCCAAAGAAGCCUUUGACAUAGCAGAUUGCUGCCAGCACCAGGCUGCUGGGCACACAGUUUGAGCCCUGGGGUGCCCACACAGUCGGCCUUCUCAUCUGUACAGCUUGCUCUGUCUGCCUGGGGCUGACUCCAUAGGGUUUACAAGGGUUCCAUACCGCUGGGCUGGCAAACCCCUGCCGGGUAAGGGAGAGCAGCCCACAGAGGCCCCGGACAUACACAGCCCUCAGAUAGCUCCGCAGGAGAGAAAGCAGGUUUUUAAAACAUUGCCCAAAACAGAAAGAAAAGAAAAUGUGUUACCUAAAGGAGCUUCCUGCAGGACAAGUGGAAGUCAGCCUCAAACCCUAACCCUUUUCCUUGCCAACCCUCCCUGCCCAGCAGUGCCCUCCCUGCCCAGCUGUGCCCUCCCCCUACCUAAGGGCUCCCUGGGGGAGGCCCACGUCCCCUACUAAGUGCUGUCCUUAAAGAAGUCUGGCUGUUGACCCUCCCAGCCUAGACCUUGCUCCACAGUUGUUUUUCCCUUGUAGCCCCAGGUGGCUCGUGGGCUCCACCAAAGAGGACCCCACUCUGCAGCCAGCCUGGAGCUGCCUACCUCUAGCCUUAGGCUGUGGGCAGCAGGAGUGUGUGAGUGCCCUCCGCAAGCCGCCUGCCCACCCUCUCCACAUCUGACAAGUGCAAUCAUUUUGAGUCUGUCUGUGUCUUCUAGAGGAAAGGGGUUGUUUUUUGUUUGUUUCUUUUUCCUCUUAGAAUAACCCUAUUUAUAGCUGCCCAGGAGGGAAGAGUGUUUGGGGGUGGAGGAACAGCAAUUUGACUGCGGGAGCCUUAAGUGCUGGAGUCUUCAAUGUCUCAGUCCUACCUGAGGCCGCCCAGAACUUCAGAGCCCUCAGUGGUGCUGAGCUAGGGCAAUCCCUCGGAGGUGCCCAAAGUAGAGGAGACUGGCUCUGUAACCUGAGCAGGAGGAAGAGGGUUCCUGAUCGAGCCAACACUGCCUGCCUUGUGUCUCUCUGGAUCCAUGGUUACAGAUGCAGAUGGAAUUGGCCAGGAAUCUUGCGCGUAAGGCCAGCCUCUAUCUUUCCCUGCCUUCAUGCUCUCUCCUGAUGUGACCUGGAAGGGGAUCGGGAUAAACUCUACGGAUGGCCAGUGCAGGCUCCCAAGACUUGCAGAGAAAGCUGGAGCUACCUAGGAUUGGAGUUAUCCACACAGGACGCUGGUGAGGAACGAGAGCCGGCCACGUGCCUGACACUGGCCGCCUGCCUCUUGGAGCUGCCGUUGUCAAGCCUGCAUCGACUACUGGUUUUCAAAAGGAAGAAUGGAGCCUGUGCCCAGGCCUAGGCUCUGUGUGAGCUCCACCCUUAACCCAGUCUCUGCCUGUAAAGUCUCGAAUUGUUCCUUCUUAUUCCCCCGAGGCCUUAGUCCUGGACAGCCACCAACGACUCCUCAGGUCCAACUCUAGGUGACUGUCAAGAGAUUCAACUACCAAAUAGUCUGAUCCACACACACCAGCCAACAGCAGACAAGCUAGCUUCCUGGACGUGUUAGCCAACAUGUGUGUGGGGGUUGUCAAAGAGCUAGUGUAAAGCUGUUAGAUGGUUUCGUGUAAGGGGUGAAUGGGCAUCUGGUGGGCAUGUCUGCGCCUCCCCAGAAGCGCCACAGAACAGCCUGAAUCAACUCUGACCAUCCUACUAGAAGCACGGCGGAGCACUCUGUGAGUCUGCUCUCCCUGCCAUUUUGUCAGCCCCAUGGAGAGCCACACAAAGAGAGUGCCUCCUGAUGAUAUGCCUUUAGGCUAGGACUUUUCUAAUAUUCCUUUCCCAGUCUCACCAUGCAUGUGCGGUCACCUCCUCUAAUCAUGUGGUCUAUGGCUGACAGGGCAGCUCAUGAGGUCCAUUGUACGGAGAGAGCAGGCCACUAGACUUAGCUGAUACUAAGAUGGACGGAGGAGGUCAACCAAGCUGGCAGCGAGGAACCCAGGCAGAGCUGUUACUGGACUUAUAGGGGACACUGGCCCUGAGGGGCCUCACUCUGGGGGCUGAGUGGAUUGAAGGAGUUAAGAACUCAGGGACUUUCUAGGACUGCACAGGUUAGACAAAAGAGGUUUCCAGGAGGAAGUGGGGGAUGGGAAGAGCUUCUCUGUGGGCUGUGGUGCUUCCGAGGUCGCGUAGCCAUGGCACCUCAUUCAUCCUAGCGCAGGGCCUGCCCUGAACUGAGUCCCAGUGCGCGAAGCCACGUCCACGAGUGCUCCAAGCACCCGGUGGCACAUGCCAAGCAGGCACUUAGGUCCUCGGCAGCACCUCGAGGCCUCUCUGGCCUUUGCCUCUAUUUGUGUCGUCAGCCCAGCCAAUCCCCACGCCUGAGGUCGUUAGGAGAAAACAGACCCGAGCCCCGAGCCUGGAUGUUUGCUGCCCGCCCUGUGCCUUCCGUGAUCCUUCGAGGACUGCCAUGGGCCUCACUACGCUCAUUUCCAGGUGGGGGUGGGGGUGGGGAAGACAGGUUUAUUGCUUCCAGUUCUGGUUCCUAGGAGUCUUUGUGAAUCUGCGAAGUGUUCUCCAUGUGCGUGUUUGAGGUGACUCUCAAAUGGAUUAGGAAGUCGUAUCUCAGUGUGUAAGAAAAAGCUGUACCACACUUAAGGGUCUGCAUUUGCUGCUGAGUUUCAAAGCAGGGGAACAGAGGCCAAAUAUAACUGACCCCACUCAGAACAUGGUACCCGCCCCCCCCCUCCCCCCCGCCUGGUUCCUUUCUUAAGCAAACACCAUGAAGGAACUCGUCUCAAAGUAGGCACUCUGCCUUUCUGCCAUUAUUUGGAUUAGGAAUCCUUUGAGAACUAGAAGGACUAGAAGCCCCAUCCUGUGAUCAGCUUACCAAGACAAAACCACAGCACCAGUUUGGAUAAGCUCAAAAUGUUGUUCUAUGUGAGUCUAACUUUCAGAGAAUAAUUAUCACGUGGACAGCUUUUUUUUUUUUUUAA